Periconia digitata is the source of this 1189-nucleotide messenger RNA. NCBI's taxonomy places the organism in Eukaryota, Fungi, Ascomycota, Dothideomycetes, Pleosporales, Periconiaceae. The record is from the annotation of a GenBank genome assembly.
GAUGACGAUAGGCAUUGCCGCUCCGGCGUCGUUCUGGUAUCUGAAAGGGUUCCCUAUAGAGGAGAUGUCUAGUGUGGUAGACUACAUCGUCUAUAUGACCUAUGACUUGCACGGGCAGUGGGAUUACGAUAAUGCAUGGGCGUCAGACGGCUGCCCUACUGGAAAUUGUCUCCGUCACCACUCUAACAGAACCGAGACCGAAACUGCGCUGGUGAUGGUAACAAAAGCGGGUGUUCCAGCCAACAAAGUCAUCGUUGGUAUGCCCAUCUAUGGACGAUCUUUUAAGAUGACAACCCCAGGCUGUGCAGGCCCAGACUGCAAAUUUGUUGGAAAGGACUCGGCGGCAGCACCUGGUCGCUGCACUGGUACCAAGGGCUACAUCUCGAAAUUUGAAAUCCGGGAGCUGAUCUCGUCCGGCCGGAGUGUCCAACAGUUGCAGACGAAAGAAGGCGACGAGGUCCUAGUAUAUGACGAGACCGAAUGGGUGGGAUGGAUGUCGAAGCAGAAGCACGAAGAACGAUCACAAUGGGUGAAAGGGCUCAACUUUGGUGGCUCUGUCGAUUGGGCGAUUGAUUUGGAUGCGAAUUUCGACGUCGGAAACGGUCCUGGGGGCGGCACCUCGAGGCCAAGUGAUCCAGAGGUCACUUCUCAACCUAGCAAUCCAGAUCCCACUACUGGACUACCGGAAGUCACUUCAAGGCCGAGCGAUCCAAACGAGCCAGAUCCCACCGAGGGACUACCGGGCGAUCCAGACGUCACUUCAAGACCCAAUGAUCCAGGCGAGCCAGAUCCCACCGAGGGACUACCGGACGAGCCAGAACCCACUCCUGGCCCAGGUGAUCCAAAUGAUGAGCCAGAUCCCACUCCAGGUUUUCCAGAGGAAGAACCAGAACCCACACCCGGUUUUCCAGAGGAAGAAGGACCAGAACCCACCCGCGGACUCCAACGGCGCAACCUCGAUAGCACUUACAGGCCGAGUAACCCCGAAAAUACUCAGAAACCAGCUCCCUCACGAAGUACCCCAACACCAAUUACCACGAGGUUCUCCCCAAGACAGACCAACUAGUAACCCGCACAUCCAUCAUUCCAGAUAUUUUCUCAUUUGAAUGGGUUGGGGUGAUCUUUUUAGGAAAACUGGAAUUUGACUUUGUAGAUUGUGCGCCUCUUAGAGAUAAUGCAUUUCAUAUAU